This is a messenger RNA of Phalaenopsis equestris, 1080 nucleotides long. RefSeq names its product probable WRKY transcription factor 40. Gene Ontology annotation, molecular function: DNA-binding transcription factor activity; sequence-specific DNA binding. Lineage: Eukaryota; Viridiplantae; Streptophyta; Magnoliopsida; Asparagales; Orchidaceae. The record is from RefSeq and is a predicted model, not a curated record. Bases 115 to 996 code for a protein of 293 amino acids. The transcript is spliced from 4 exons. Gene Ontology annotation, biological process: regulation of DNA-templated transcription.
UCUCCAUGUAUAUAUAUAGCAAGAAAUAGCAACCAUCUUUUCUUCUUAUUACAGGCAAAGUUUCUCGCUUUGUCUUCUUCUUCCUCCUCUUCAACAGUAUAGAUUAACAUCGCCAUGGAACCUGCAGCUUCCACCACUCUGAACCUCGAGCUCAGCGUCAGCCCAGCAGGCCUCACUGAUGCAGGCUUGUCGCCUAAUCGGACUCCGGCUCCCGAAGACUCUAUGUUCAUUAAAGAGAAACUUAGCAGAAUAAGAGAAGAUAAUAGGAAGUUGAAUGAGAUGCUAUGUGACAUGAGCAUGAACUACAACGUCCUCCAAAAUAAGAUUUUUGAUUUCCUCAACUCGUCGUCCUCCGAAAAGGUGGCCGAAACCUGCUCUGCCAUGAUAAAGAGGAAGAGCGACAGCCUCGAAUCGGAGAGCUAUGAAGAUGCAAACAAUGGAGUUGAGCCGAAUGUGGAGAGCUCGAAAAGUGACUUAGAAUCUCACAAGAGAUUGAGGGUGGAUUCCAAGUCCAAUAUCUCAAAGAUUUGCGUGCGAACAGAUCCAGCUGAGACAAGCUUGAUUGUGAAGGAUGGUUAUCAGUGGAGAAAAUAUGGACAGAAGGUUACAAGAGAUAACCCCUCACCAAGAGCUUAUUUUAGAUGUUCGUUUGCUCCAUCAUGUCCUGUUAAGAAGAAGGUGCAAAGAAGUGUUAAUGAUUUGUCGCUCAUAGUCGCGACAUACGAAGGUGAGCACAACCAUAAGGCUCCCCUGCAAAGUCAAGGUUUUAGUAGAGUGAGCCAUGUCAGUUCAGAGAUUCCUUCCUCUGUAACCAUAAACUCAAUCUCGGCGGAGCUCACUGAUGUGAAAAAAGCUUGUGGGGAGAUGAAGUCUAUAGGGUUUCAGAACGUUAUGAUUGAGCAGAUGGCGGCAGCGUUGGCGAAAGAUCCGAGCUUUAGAGCAAAAUUAGCAAAUGCUAUAUCUGGGAGGAUCUAUGAGUUCCAAUAUAAAAAUUGAUCGCAAAAUGUCAUCUUUUUUUACUUUCUGAACUUUAUAUCAUCGCGUAAAUAAACUUUUGUGAUAUAUUAAUGGACUGUUGAC